AUGGAAGGUUUCGACGACUCCUUCUAUCAGGCACACUAUCCCAUACAGGACCCCCAACUGGGUCCUCCCUCCGAUUAUCCUCACGCCCAGCAAACUUCUCUCCUUCCGCUAGCUUACCCCAGUUCCGAUCAGUUUCAACCGGGAACUUUUCCCUACCAAUCGCACCCCUCAGAUUUCUUGUCCAACGGUGCCCCUGGUGCCCUGAUCCCAUCCCAACCAAAUGCAUUGGCCCUUCAUCAAUCCGGUCUGCAUGGGCACCAUCCGGCCCCGGCUCGGAUACCCGGUCUGGGAAGCCGAAUCGCGAAUGCCUCCAUGCAUGCUUACGAUCCGAUGUCUCUCCCGGGCCACGGCAUGGUCAUGAGUAUGGAAGCAGCAAAUAGCUUCGCUUACGAUGCCUCCACUUUCCAUACAACCGGCGCCUUAGAUCCCAAUCUCGAUCGCCAUCCUACCGUCCAGCGCCCCCCUUUGCCUACCCAAGUCAUUGAUCUAGAUUCUCCCGUUCCUGCUGCAUAUUCCAUUCCCCGGAAUCAAUCGGCUCUCGCCACCACAUACUGGGCUCCGCCUGUGGCUCAGGAUCUAAGCACUCCCGUCCAACCUGCAGUCGCCGCCGCCGCCGCCGCUGCCAGGCCUCCCGCCGACACCCCCUCCACAUCGACGGCCCGCCCCGCGCGGGAUCAGAGCGGCUCGCGGCGUGCUGGUGCUGCUGCACAGGCGGAAGUGCAACAGCAGUCCUACGGGCAAGCCUCGAAUACCACCGUAUCCCAUCGAUUUAUCCAGCCAAAGCGGCCUUCACCAAAGGCAGCCGUACCGCCUCGGGCCAAGACAGAAGCGGGCAGCGAGUCUCAAUAUUCCAGCAUUUACUCCAGCAGUGGCUUCGAUAUCAUGGGCAUAUUGGCUCAAGUAGUGUCUCGGCCGGAUGCCAAAAUAAAUAUCGGUGCGGUGGACUUGUCCUGUGCCUUUGUGCUCUGCGAUAUCACCCAGGAUGACCAUCCGAUUGUGUACGUCUCGGAAGCGUUCGAGCGGCUUACUGGUUACACCAAUGAUGAGAUCGUGGGCCACAACUGUCGGUUCCUGCAAGGUCCCGACGGUGUGGUGUACCAGGGCAUGCAGCGGAAGUUUGUCGAUCAGAACACUGCCUUUCGCUUCCGGUCAACCAUCGAAGAUCGGGCUGAGAUUCAGGCCAGUAUCAUCAACUACCGGAAAGGUGGACAACCUUUCGUGAACUUGGUUACCAUGAUUCCGAUUCGAUGGGGUGGCCCGGAUUACCGCUUUUACGUCGGCUUUCAGGUCGAUUUGGUCGAACAGCCCGACGCUGUCACCCGACGAAACCCCAAUGGCACGUACAUGAUCAAUUAUCAACGCAGUCAAUUGCCCAACUACGUAGUCCCCUCUCCGGAGAUGUACCGAGUCAACCCGGAGCUGAUUACCAUGUGGGCUCCGGAGCAGGUGUCGACGAUUCUCGACAGCCUAAACGGCUCUAUGCCCAUCUAUCGAGAGUUACUGGAUCGAGUUUUGGUGGAAAACACGGACGAUGUCAUCCAUGUGCUUUCGUUUGAGGGUGAAUUCCUCUAUCUGUCCCCGUCUUGUCCCAAGGUCCUGGAAUAUGACGCGGUAGAACUAGUUGGGAAGGGCUUGUCCACCGUCUGCCAUCCGAGUGACAUCGGUCCUGUGAUCCGCGAACUCCGUGCCUGCAUUACUCCCGAGCCAGUGAGUGUGGCGUACCGCAUCCGGAAGAAACAUAGUGGAUAUGUCUGGUUCGAAAGCCACGGGUCGUGGCACAUCACCGAUCGCGGACGGCAAUACAUGGUUCUGGUGGGUCGUCCCCGGGCCGUGUACAGUCUUGAUCAUGUUGCUGUCGUUGGCCGUGGAGGCUUGGCAGAGAACGACCUUUGGGCCAAGCUGUCGAUGUCGGGAAUCGUCCUCUAUGUUUCAUCGAAGACGCGGCCGGUGCUGGGUCGGUUGCCGGAAGACCUGAUUGGUAAGAGCAUUCAGGACCUAAUGGGAGCGGACACGCGACCACAGGCCUUGCAGGCACUCGAGGCAGCGAGGGGUGGCCAACAGGUUUCGUUCAACCACAAGAUCCGUCACCGCAAGGGUCACAUGCUCCAGGUGCAGACGACGCUUCUACCCGGCGAUGCAAAAGAAGGGGCCCCGCCUUCUUUCCUGGUGGCGCAGUUACGCUUCCCAAAGAUGUCCACGCCGGGGGCAUCUGACGAACCGGGUUUAUCAACGGAAUUGGGGCUCGCGCCAACCGGGGUGGACUUGUCCGGGCUGGUGGGAACCAACCGGUUGCCAGCGGGCAAUCAGCAAUUAGCCUCGUUGGAAGAUAAUACGCUGUUUACGGAGCUGGCGCCCACGCGAGGUUCCAGCUGGCAGUUCGAACUGCGGGAAUUGGAGAAGCAGAACCGCACCCUGUCGGACGAGAUGCAGCGGUUGAUCACACGGCGGAAGAAGCGCAAGCGCAAGCAGAGCACCAUUGUGGUGGAAAAGAGCUGCUCGAUGUGUCGGGCAAAGACCACCCCGGAGUGGCGGCGGGGACCCAGUGGCAACCGGGACCUUUGCAACAGCUGUGGACUGCGCUGGGCGAAGCAAGUGCGGAACGCGGCUCAGGCGACGGCCGGCGCGGUCCGCCCAGGCGUGACCUCAUGA
Messenger RNA from Aspergillus aculeatus ATCC 16872, 2649 nucleotides. It is a transcript of the gene lreA, whose product is annotated as GATA transcription factor LreA. Gene Ontology annotation, biological process: regulation of DNA-templated transcription. The coding region runs from base 1 to 2649 and encodes 882 amino acids. The record is from RefSeq and is a predicted model, not a curated record. Gene Ontology annotation, cellular component: nucleus. Lineage: Eukaryota; Fungi; Ascomycota; Eurotiomycetes; Eurotiales; Aspergillaceae. The transcript has 4 exons. Gene Ontology annotation, molecular function: protein binding; zinc ion binding; sequence-specific DNA binding.